AUGGCGCACUUUCCUGGGUUACAGCGAGCCACGGAGAAGGUCUUCCAAAGAUAUUUCCUCCUCACACAGGCCGCGAGUGAGAACUUAGCCAGGGAGGUGCAGGCAGUGACGAGGAUUCAGAGCGUCUUCCGAGCCUCGAAGAUCCGGCGCAGUUGGCGUGCAGUGGUGGGCGCCACGCUCAUGAUACAGCGCGCGGUCCGUGGCUGGUCGGGCCGGCGACGAGCCCGCACUCUCCGAUUCCAGCGUCUCAGGCAGUUGCAGAACCAGUUCUUCCAUCAAUCAGCGGUGGUGAUCCAGCGCUUCUUCCGCGGUUGGUGGAGUCGCAGGCACUUGCAUGACUUCCAGGGAAGGAAGAGGUAUGUCGAAAGAUGCGCACAACGCGGACAAUGGACCCAUGCGUACUUGGCUCAUGAUCACCGCGAGCGCUUGGCACUGGCGAAGAUGGAAGAAGAGCAGCAGAUGAGGCAGGAGUUCCGGGCGGUGGCGGGGGACAUCCACCACCUGGUGAGCACGAAGAGCAUUCCAGGAGUCUACAACCCGCCGUACAAUGACCACCUGCCCAGGGCCUUUGACAAGCCGAUCGAGCAGCACUUGCGAGAAUCCUUACGGCUUCGGCUGCCCAGGUCGAUGCGCCGCCCUCACCGCCUCCAGGCCAGCGCCGUGCGUGGCAGCCGUGUUGGAGUCUCGCAAGCCGAGCAGAUGCUUUCAGACCAGCACACGGCCGGCCCACCGCAAGAGCUGCCGGGCCGCGCGCCCUGCGCCUCGAGGACGGCGAGCACCGGUCGCUGCCAGCGGGUGCAGGGCCCUUUCAGGUCUCGUGAACAGAUCGAGGUGGCCAAUGUGAAGGCAGCCAACCUCUACAAGUCCGUGCAGGCGACGUCUCCCUACGAUGCCGUGGAACGGGAUCUCAAGAUGCAGAACAAGCUCUGCAAGAUGAUCCGCACCUCGCCGGAAGACUUCAAAGCACCAGGGCGACUCGCGGAACGCCCUCCGCCUGCCAGCGUCCACACGUCUGUGCCCUACUUGGAGAGGCCCUUCGAGCUGCGCAACGAUUACCUAGAGCUGCCCAAGAUCAGGGACAAGCCGCCAUUCUACACAGCCUUCCCGAACAACAAGAAUUUUGAGGAGUUGAAUGAGCAGCCUUUGCUUCCAUGUGGUCAUGUCUGA
Molecule: messenger RNA, 1167 nt
Organism: Symbiodinium sp. CCMP2456
Lineage: Eukaryota; Dinophyceae; Suessiales; Symbiodiniaceae
Source: the annotation of a GenBank genome assembly